GAUCUUAGAAUCUCAAGACAUGUAUUUCCUUGGACUGUUGUCGUUGCUUGUUUUGCAAAGCAAAGCCUUCAAGACAAAUUUUCCUGAUGAAACCAUUGCUGAGCUUUCUGUGAAUGUUUACAAUCAGCUGCGAGCUACAAGAGAAGAUGAGAAUAUUCUUUUCUCUCCUCUGAGCAUUGCAAUAGCCAUGGGAAUGGUAGAGCUUGGAGCCCAUGGAACCACUUUGAAAGAAAUUCGACAUUCCUUGGGUUUUGACAGCUUAAAAAAUGGUGAAGAGUUUACCUUCUUGAAGGACCUUUCUGAUAUGGCAACUACUGAAGAAAGUCAUUAUGUUCUGAAUAUUGCUAACUCUCUCUAUGUGCAGAAUGGAUUUCAUAUCAGUGACAAAUUUCUGCAGUUGGUGAAAAAAUACUUUAAAGCUGAAGUAGAGAAUAUAGAUUUCAGCCAAAGUGCAGCUGUAGCUACCCACAUCAAUAAGUGGGUGGAGAAUCAUACAAAUAAUAUGAUCAAAGAUUUUGUGUCUUCAAGAGAUUUUGGUGCUCUAACUCAUUUGGCUCUCAUCAACGCAAUCUACUUUAAAGGCAAUUGGAAAUCACAGUUCAGACCUGAAAAUACAAGAACUUUCUCUUUCACUAAAGAUGAUGAAAGUGAAGUGCAGAUUCCAAUGAUGUACCAGCAGGGAGAGUUUUACUAUGGAGAGUUCAGCGAUGGCUCCAAUGAAGCAGGUGGUAUCUAUCAAGUUCUGGAAAUACCAUAUGAGGGAGAUGAGAUUAGUAUGAUGAUCGUUCUUUCCAGACAGGAAGUUCCACUGGUCACAUUGGAACCACUGGUCAAAGCCUCGUUGAUUAAUGAAUGGGCUAAUUCUGUAAAGAAGCAAAAAGUGGAAGUGUAUUUACCAAGGUUCACAGUAGAACAGGAAAUUGAUCUGAAAGAUGUCUGGAGAGGUCUCGGAGUUACGGAGCUGUUCAGCAGCAGCGCUGACCUCACCGCAAUGUCUGAUAACAAAGAACUUUACCUUGCAAAGGCAUUUCACAAGGCAUUUCUAGAAGUUAAUGAGGAAGGAUCAGAAGCUGCUGCUGCCUCAGGAAUGAUUGCCAUUAGCAGAAUGGCAGUGCUGUAUCCUCAAGUUAUAGUUGAUCAUCCCUUUUUCUUUUUGGUCAGAAACAGAAGAACAGGUACUGUGUUAUUCAUGGGAAGGGUAAUGCACCCUGAAGCAAUGAAUACAAGUGGCCAUGACUUUGAAGAGCUUUAACUGCCACCAGCUACCAAAAAGAGGAGAUAAGCACAUAAAGUUUGAAGUUAAUAUAUUUAAGGUUUGCUGUGUUUUCCCCCAAGAUAUCGUUUAAAAUGCUUUCAGAUCUAACUGUGUGCAAGUCAGUUUCCAGAGGAAAGCUUACAGUAUUAAAGUAAUGGUUCUGUUUCUGUCAUUGUGAUUGCUGUAUCCUUAAAAUAAAAUUGUGUACGUGUCAACAACUAUUUCUUGUUCUAGUGAAUUGUAAAGCAAAAACCUGCAAAUCCGUUAUUCAUAAUUUUUUUACAGUCCAAAGACUGACUUGAUCAAUGAGACAGGAGCGGAAUGUGUGCAGCUCUGAAUAAUGCAGAUGGCAAACCUUGAUGACAAUUCAUAGAGUUGAAGAACUACAUCUGGAAAAUGUGAUCUCUUCCUGUUCCUGUAAAAGUAGUAAACAGACUGCGAUAUGCUGUCUCAUCAAAGUUAAUGGAACAAAUUAAGCCUAGUGGAUUUUAACCUGUUAAGAUAACUGUGGUAGACUGUGUGUGAACUUUCCCACAUGUGAUUCUAAAAUGUUGCUUUUAUGAAUGCUCCUGCAUGUGACUCUGCAAUUCACCUUCCAUAACUGUUGAUGCCAAUAAAAUCUGAUCGCAUGAAUAUUUGAGACUAGUCAGUGUAGAAUAGCUAUGUAUGUGACUGAAGUAAAAUAGUUGAAUAGUAA
Messenger RNA from Fulmarus glacialis (Northern fulmar), 1952 nucleotides. RefSeq names its product serpin peptidase inhibitor, clade I (neuroserpin), member 1 (gene SERPINI1). The transcript is spliced from 8 exons. The record is from RefSeq and is a predicted model, not a curated record. NCBI's taxonomy places the organism in Eukaryota, Metazoa, Chordata, Aves, Procellariiformes, Procellariidae. Gene Ontology annotation, molecular function: serine-type endopeptidase inhibitor activity. Bases 20 to 1252 code for a protein of 410 amino acids. Gene Ontology annotation, biological process: negative regulation of endopeptidase activity.